Impatiens glandulifera is the source of this 657-nucleotide messenger RNA. Its product is annotated as protein PLANT CADMIUM RESISTANCE 7-like. The record is from RefSeq and is a predicted model, not a curated record. The coding region runs from base 1 to 657 and encodes 218 amino acids. NCBI's taxonomy places the organism in Eukaryota, Viridiplantae, Streptophyta, Magnoliopsida, Ericales, Balsaminaceae. The transcript is spliced from 5 exons.
AUGGGUCGGCCUGAUCAAGCUGAAACAACUAAUUAUAACAUUGAUCCUAGUACUCCAUCCGAGCCAGUGCAAUUCCCACCACCGGCAACGACAUCAGCAACAUACGAUGUAACAUCUUAUAACAAUAACGAGAACACGAUAACAGUUAUAAAUUAUAAAUACCAUAAUUGGAUAUUGCCGCAAAGAUAUCCAUUUAUACCUCCUUCAUUCAAUGAACCUUGGAAAACCGGAUUAUUCGAUUGCAUGCAAGAUCCAAUCAACGCUCUUGCCACAUUUUGUUUUCCAUGCUUAACUUUUGGACAAAUAGCAGAAAUUCUCGACAAUGGACAAACAUCCUGCGGAACAAGUGGGAUGUUGUAUGGAUUGAUAUCAGCGUGUGUCGGGGUACCAUGGAUAUUGUCGUGCACAUAUAGGACUAAGUUGAGGAACAUUUUCGGACUGGUGGAAUCUCCUGCACCGGAUUGUCUCACCCAUUUCUGUUGUGAAUAUUGUGCUCUUUGCCAGGCUUAUAGGGAGCUUCAUCAAAGGGGAAUUGAUCCAUCUAUUGGAUGGGCGGGAAAUGUGGCGAUGGCGAGAAAAUAUGAACAAUUACAUGGACAAGUUGAUGCGAUGAAUAAUAUGAUCAUCAAUCCACCACCAUCCCAGACUAUGAAUUAA